CUCCAGUCUCACUGACUGUCAAACUUACUUGUGCCGAAAUUACCGAUUGGGCUGAUUAACCACAAAAACUAUUACUUGGAUUGUUUACUAAAGUUUUAACAAAGUUAUCAAAAUAACAAACCUUAUUUUGCUGUUUCAAUAAAAGAACUCUCCUCCCUUAAGCAAUGGCUGGACCUAUACAAGAUGUGGUCGAAGAAGACGCAGCAGAUUUGCAGUUCCCGAAAGAGUUUGAGAAUGCAGAAACACUGCUAAUAUCAGAAGUGGACAUGUUAUUGGAGCACAGGAAAGCACAAAAUGAAUCUGCGGAGGAGGAACAAGAAUUCUCUGAGGUUUUCAUGAAAACCCUCACAUACACUAACAUGUUUAAGAAAUUUAAAAACAAAGAAACAAUAGCUGCUGUUAGAAAUCUCCUACAAUCUAAGAAACUACAUAAGUUUGAAGUGGCAAGCUUAGCUAAUUUAUGUCCGGAGACACCUGAAGAAGCCAAGGCGCUAAUACCAUCUCUAGAAGGCAGGUUUGAAGAUGAAGAACUCAGGAUAUUGUUAGAUGAUAUACAGACUAAGCGCAGUUUGCAGUACUAGUAAAAUUUAUGUAUUAUUCAAAUAUAAAAUGUUCGUUUUGUAAGCUAAGACUGGAUUUAUAAAAUUUUCUGAAUCAA
Messenger RNA from Trichoplusia ni (cabbage looper), 658 nucleotides. It is a transcript of the gene Polr2D, whose product is annotated as DNA-directed RNA polymerase II subunit Rpb4. The transcript has 4 exons. The coding region runs from base 165 to 581 and encodes 138 amino acids. Gene Ontology annotation, biological process: positive regulation of translational initiation; mRNA export from nucleus in response to heat stress; transcription initiation at RNA polymerase II promoter. Gene Ontology annotation, molecular function: translation initiation factor binding; nucleotide binding. The record is from RefSeq and is a predicted model, not a curated record. Lineage: Eukaryota; Metazoa; Arthropoda; Insecta; Lepidoptera; Noctuidae. Gene Ontology annotation, cellular component: P-body; RNA polymerase II, core complex.